This is a messenger RNA of Scylla paramamosain (green mud crab), 572 nucleotides long. RefSeq lists its product as uncharacterized. Bases 53 to 406 code for a protein of 117 amino acids. The transcript is spliced from 4 exons. The record is from RefSeq and is a predicted model, not a curated record. NCBI's taxonomy places the organism in Eukaryota, Metazoa, Arthropoda, Malacostraca, Decapoda, Portunidae.
UCUUCACCACACCACAGGCGAGAACACACAAGUGGCGGGACACGGGGACGACAUGAUGUACCUCAGUCAGGCCUCCCCACACCCGGUUCCAAUGCAUCGCCGACAGGACCUCCACAUGCAAGAUAUUCUCGUUACUCUCUGGACUAACUUUGCAUCCACGGGGAACCCAACUAUCAAUGGCACCUUGGGUUUUAGAUGGACUCCAGUGACACCCAAGAGACCUCUCAGUUAUCUGUCUCUCACCGUCACCCCUAACAUGCAGAAAGUGGAUAGAGUGACUUCUGGAACACCCUGCCGACCAAGAACACCAAGGUGCUCUACCCCGAGCGUUUCCUCGAAUACAUUGACGACUACGAGACAUCCCUGCCCUUUCAACAGAGCUGCCCUUCGGAACUCUAUGCACUAGACACGUGCGGUACGAAAUGAGUUAGAGAUCAGAUAAGUCCUCUUUGUAAUCUUUCGUUGCUGUUUUCUCUUAUCCUAAUUCUUCUUUAGCCUUUACAAAGCAAAAAGUAAGUAAAGACCGGCCAAUCCCAAAGCUAAUAAAAGCUUAAGUACAUAAGCGUUAGGAA